This is a messenger RNA of Hordeum vulgare subsp. vulgare (domesticated barley), 558 nucleotides long. Its product is annotated as glutaredoxin-C8-like. The transcript is spliced from 4 exons. Gene Ontology annotation, cellular component: cytoplasm. The record is from RefSeq and is a predicted model, not a curated record. Lineage: Eukaryota; Viridiplantae; Streptophyta; Magnoliopsida; Poales; Poaceae. Gene Ontology annotation, molecular function: glutathione disulfide oxidoreductase activity. Gene Ontology annotation, biological process: cellular response to oxidative stress. Bases 1 to 369 code for a protein of 122 amino acids.
AUGGAGACUUUGGGACAGCUGAUGGAGGCGCUAGCCUUGUCGGAAGGCUGGACAAGGCGACCGGUGGCGGCUCGCCAUGGCUGCACAGCGCGGGAGCGGACGCAUGUGUUCGGUGGCCAGUAUUGUAGAAGGGCAAAGGUUAUGUUCAAGGAGCUUGAACUGAAGAAGGAUCCAUAUGUCGUCGAGCUUGAUCAGCGAGAGGAUGGUGGGGAAAUCCAGAACGCCUUAUCUGACAUGGUUGGGAGCCGUACUGUUCCUCAGGUUUUCAUCCGUGGAAAUCAUUUGGGAGGCUCUGAUGAUACUGCUGACGCAUAUGGAAGUGGCGAGAUGGCUAAACUUCUGAACAUCAGUGUCAAGGACGAUCUUUGAAUAUAAUUUUAGCACAAAUCUUGUCCUUCUUGUUGAGGUUACCAAUGCCUUGCAAUGCAACCCUGGAUUAUCUUUCUCGCAGAAACUAUCACUCGGACUCUGUCUUAUAAAAGUAUAAACUGUUUUAACCGUACUUUGUGGCGAUCCCUCGGUUGUUAUCUCGCACUGUGAUUGUUCGAUCGUUGCGUA